Messenger RNA from Aspergillus neoniger CBS 115656, 622 nucleotides. Its product is annotated as FKBP-type peptidyl-prolyl cis-trans isomerase. The transcript has 5 exons. Gene Ontology annotation, molecular function: peptidyl-prolyl cis-trans isomerase activity. Bases 207 to 551 code for a protein of 114 amino acids. The record is from RefSeq and is a predicted model, not a curated record. Lineage: Eukaryota; Fungi; Ascomycota; Eurotiomycetes; Eurotiales; Aspergillaceae.
CGCCAACCCAAAGUAAUCAAUUUCAGUAGAAAUUGGUCUCGCCCUGAAAUAAAAUCCAAAGUAUAAAUCAACCAACUGACCCCCCGCCCCCCACUUGGCCCGAUUCUUCUUCGUUUUCCAUCAUUUCUGCUUCACCUUUUCUUCUUCUCUAUUUCCCCCUCCUCUCUCCAUCAAAUUUCAUGAUCUGAAAAUACACAAUUAUCACAAUGGGUGUCACCAAGACCAUCAUCUCCCCUGGCAACGGCCAGCAGUUCCCCAAGCCCGGUCAACAGAUCUCCAUGCACUACACUGGUUGUCUGUAUGAUGAGUCUCAGCCUAACAACAUGGGCAAGCAGUUCGACAGCUCCCGUGGUCGCGGUCCCUUCAAGACCCAGAUCGGUGUUGGUGGUCUUAUCAAGGGCUGGGAUGAGGCCGUCCCCCAGAUGAGCGUUGGCGAGAAGGCCAUCCUGACUAUUUCUCCUGACUACGGCUACGGCUCUCGGGGUUUCCCUGGCUUGAUCCCCGCUAACUCGACUCUCGUUUUCGAGGUUGAGCUGCUCGGCAUCAACUAAACCCGCUAUAUUAUUAUUCAUUCAUAUAGUGUAGCAGGGUUGCAAUCAAUCAAAUAAAUGGAUAAAAACGG